UUUUUCUUUUAAUUAAUUCAAUUUUCUUAGAAAAUAUUUCCGUCGCGGAUCAGAAAAAAAUAAAUCCGAACCGUAUUCUUCUUUCCCCAAUUACAAUUCCAAAUCGGAAUCGGAAACUUUCGCCGGCGUCAGCUCCGUCGGAAGCUAUGUAAUCUACAAUUGCUGUUCAGAAAGCUGCCGUCUUGUUCAAUAAAUUUAUCCCAUACAUAGAUUCGGGCGUUUGUUGUAGUGUAGGUUAUUCAUAGAUAGAUUGGGGGCGUUUGUUAUAGUGUAAGUAUAAAUUGAGGUAUUAUGGAGAAAGUAGAGCGGCGAAGGCAUGAGGAUAGAAGCUCGGAUGAUGAUGGAAGAGGUGAGAGAAGGGCGAGGAAGCGAGUAGUUAAACGCGAAAGUGAUGAUGAUGGUGGUGGAGGUGAUAAUGGAAGAGUUGAUAGAAGGGAGAGAAGGAGGAUAAGUGAACAUGGAAAUGGUGGUGGUGGUGGUGAUAAUGGAAGGGAUAAUAGGAGGGAGAGGAGGGGAACAACUGAACGUGAAAGUGAUGAUGAUGGUGAUGAUGGAAGGGUGGAUAGGAGGGCGAGGAGAAAAACAACUGAACGCGGAAGUGGUGGUGAUGAUGGAAGGGGGAGGAGGAGAACUGGAGACGGAAGUGAGGAGGAGGAGGAGGAGGAGGAGGAUGGUGGUGGUGAUGAUGGAAGGGAUGAUAGGAGGCGAAAAAAUGAGCGUGGAAGUAGGGAUGAUAGAAGGGCAAGUAUGCGAGUAAUUAAACACGAGAAUGAUGAUGAUGAUGGUGGUGGUGAUAAUACAAGGGUGGAUGAUAGGAGGAGAAGGGAUGAUGAAGAUUUGAAGAAAAUAGAGCAGCAAAGGCAUGGGGAUGGAAGCUCGAAUGAUGAUGAUGAAAGGGAUGGUAGGAGGCGAAGAACUGAGCGUGGAAGUAGGGAUGAUAGUAGGGCAAGUAUGCGAGUAAUUAAACACGAGAAUGAUGAUGAUGAUGGUGGUGGUGAUAAUACAAGGGUGGAUGAUAGGAGGAGAAGGGAUGAUGAAGAUUUGAAGAAAAUAGAGCAGCAAAGGCAUGGGGAUGGAAGCUCGAAUGAUGAUGAUGAAAGGGAUGGUAGGAGGCGAAGAACUGAGCGUGGAAGUAGGGAUGAUAGUAGGGCAAGGAGGCGAGUAAUUAAACACGAGACUGAUUAUGGUGGUGAUGAUAAUUCAAGGGUUGAUAGGAGGAGGAGAAGGAAUGAUGAUGAUUUGAAGAGAGUAGAGCGGCAAAGGCAUGGGGGUGGAAGCUCAAAUGAUGAUGAAGAUGAUGAAAGGGAUGAUAGGAGGCUGUCUAAGGGAAGAAUUGAACGUGGAAGUAAGGAUGAUAGUGAUGAUGAUUUGAUGCGGAAGAGGCAAAGAGAUGAACGUGAAGAUCGUGCUGAAAGGGGCAAUAGGAGGGAAAGGCAACCAAAACAAGAAGAGGAAGAAGGUGAUGAUGAUGAAAGGGAUAAAACGAGGGAGAGGAGGAGAAAAAGUGAACGGGUAGAUGAGGAUAAUGAAAAAGAUGAUCAGAAGGAGAGAAGACGAAGAAAUGACCGUGAAGAUGAUGCUGGAAGGAAUAGAACAAGACAGAGGAGGCCAAAAGAUGAAAGUGAGGAGGAAGAUGAAAGGGCUGAUAGGAGGGAAAGGAGGCGGUUAGUUGAACGCGGAAGUGAUGAUGAUGGCGGUGAUACAACGAAUGAUAGGAGGUUGUCUAGGCGAAGAACUGAACGUACAAGUAAGGAUGAUAGUGAUGAUGAUUUGAGGCAGAAGAGGCAAAGAUAUGAAAGUGAAGGUAGUGCUGAAAAGGGUGAUAGUAGGAGGCCAAAAGAAGGACACGAAGAAGAUGAUGGUGGUGGAAGGCGUAAAACGAAGGAGAUGAGGAGAAGAAGUGAAUCGAUAGAUGAUGAUAGGAGUGGGAGAAGACGAAGAAAUGACAGUGAAGAUGAUGCUGGAAGGAAUGGCAGGAGACAGAGGAGGCUGAAAGAUGAUAGUGAAGAUGAUGAUGAUGAUAGGAAGGAAAGCAGAAAAAAGAUAAGCCAAGUUGAUGAGGACGAUGAAAGGGAUGAUAGGAGAAAGAGGAGACGAAGAAAUGAAGGUGAAGCUGGUGAGGUAAAGGAUGAUAGGAAGGAGCGGAGUCGAAGGAAUGGAGAUGAAAAGGAUGUUAGGAAAGAGCGGAGUCGAAGGAAUGUAGAUGAAAGGGAUAAUAGGAAGGAGAUGAGGCGACAUGAAGAUGAUGAUGAAAAGGUGCAUAAGAGAAGGGCUGAUAGUGAUGACAAUAAUAGAAAAGAUAUGAGGCGAAAGGUUGAGGAUGAUAAGCACGGAAAAGAGAACAAUAGGAAAGAUAAUGCUCAAGAGGAUGUGGCGCUGAAAGCCCGUGAGGCUUCCAAGAUGCCAACGCAAGAUGGUAAUUUGAAUGUCGAUACAGCGAAUUUGGGCAGGAGUGGGGGAGUGUACAUUCCACCAUUCAAAUUGGCAAGAAUGAUGAAGGAAGUUCAGGACAAGAGCAGUACUGAGUACCAGAGAAUGACUUGGGAUGCUCUGAGAAAAAGCAUUAACGGGCUGGUGAAUAAAGUUAAUGCAGCAAACCUCAAGAACAUUAUUCCGGAGUUGUUCGCAGAGAAUUUAAUUCGAGGGAGGGGUUUGUUUUGUAGAUCCUGUAUGAAAUCCCAAAUGGCUUCUCCGGGUUUUACUGAUGUGUUUGCUGCUUUGGUUGCUGUCGUUAAUACCAAGUUCCCAGAAGUUGGUGAUCUUUUGUUAAGAAGGAUCAUACUUCAGCUGCAAAGAGCUUAUAAACGUAACGAUAAGCCUCAGCUGUUAGCAGCUGUCAAAUUUAUUGCUCACCUUGUGAACCAACAAAUUGUCCACGAGCUUAUUGCUCUUGAACUGCUUACUGUUUUGUUGGAUAAACCUACUGAUGAUAGUGUUGAGGUUGCAGUUGGUUUUGUUACAGAAUGUGGUGCAAUGCUUCAGGACCUCUGUCCACGAGGAUUACAUGGAAUCUUUGAGAGAUUCCGUGGUAUACUUCAUGAAGGAGAAAUAGAUAAACGGGUUCAGUUCUUAAUUGAAAGCCUCUUUGCAUUGCGUAAAGCAAAGUUUCAGGGUUACCAAGCUGUGCGUCCAGAACUCGACCUUGUUGAGCAGGAAGAUCAGUUAACACAUGAAGUCUCUCUCUCAGAUACAAUAGAUCCAGAAAUUGCUCUAGAUAUUUUCAAGCCGGAUCCUAAUUUCUUAGAAAACGAGAGGAAGUAUGAAGAAUUAAAGAAGGCAAUACUUGGUGAAGAAUCUGAGGAAGAAAGGGAUUCUGAUGCAGAAUCAGAGGAUGAAGAUGAAGAUGAAGAUGAGGAGUCUGAAGAAGAGGAUGAAGAACAAAUGAAAAUAAAGGAUGAAACAGAGACAAACUUAAUCAACCUUCGGAGAACUAUCUACCUUACAAUUAUGUCUAGUGUUGACUUUGAAGAAGCAGGGCAUAAGCUAUUGAAAAUCAAACUAGAGCCUGGUCAGGAGAUGGAGUUGUGCAUAAUGUUAUUGGAGUGCUGCAGUCAGGAGAGGACUUAUCUUCGUUACUAUGGAUUACUGGGACAGCGAUUUUGCAUGAUCAACAAAAUUCAUCAAGAAAACUUUGAGAAAUGCUUUGUGCAGCAGUACUCCAUGAUCCACCGGCUUGAAACUAAUAAACUUCGUAACGUGGCCAAGUUUUUUGCACAUUUACUCGGCACUGAUGCUCUUCCUUGGCAUGCUUUGGCUUAUAUACGGCUGACAGAAGAGGACACAACCUCUUCUUCUCGUAUAUUUAUCAAAAUCCUAUUCCAGGAAUUGUCGGAGCACCUUGGCAUCCGCUUGUUGAAUGAGCGUCUUAACGACCCCACCAUGCAAGAUUCCUUCGAUUCUAUUUUCCCAAAGGAUAAUCCCAAGAACACAAGGUUUGCUAUCAACUUUUUCACUUCCAUCGGUCUGGGUGGAAUUACUGAAAAUCUACGAGAGUAUCUGAAGAACAUGCCAAGGCUUAUCAUGCAACAACAGAAGCCUGUUUCUGAAUCGGAUGAGUCUGGGAGUUCUGAUUCUGAAUCUUCAGGAUCUGAAUCAGAAUCAUCGUCAUCCACUUCAGACGAAAGUAAUAGUGAAAGUGAUAAUAGUCGGAGGAAGCGGAGGCGGCGAAGAUAGAGGGACCAUGUUCCUUCGAAGUACAAAUUCCCAGAUUUGUACGAUUUGGUAUUGUUUUCUAAUGCUACUCUCCCGUUUCUAGAUUUAAUGAUAUUCUUCCAAGUACAAAUUCCCAGAUUUGUAUGAUUUCAGAAAAACGUUGUUAUAGAAUCUUUAAAAAAGAAGAGCGGCACAUCAAACCGUGGCCUCAGAAACAAAACUGGAAAGUCAAGCUCCUCGUAGAAGAGCAACAUAUCAAAUCGUGGCCCCAUAAACAAUCUGGAAAGUCGAGCUCCUCGUAGAGGUGCAAGUGUUCUCUCUUGGAUUGCGAUGAAGGUGAUCUGCCUUGCUAUUGAUGAUCUCCAGAAAAGAGGGAUGUAGCAGAUGUUUAUUUGUGUCAACUAUGCAGAAAACUCUUUUUGCAUUGCCCUAUUACACAAAUUAUGGCAGCUCUUUCAUAACCUUGUUGAUCUGGACAAAGCAUGAAUUAGCGCGUGGUACGUUAUUCCACCUUGUAUUUUGUCGAUGAUUCGGAGAGAAAGGAACUCGAGAUGUUUGAAGAGGAACAGAAAACAGUGCAGACGAUUUCGUUACAUUGUAUCAUGCUAUUUUGCUUUUGGUGUAAACUGAGUUAGAAGAGGGUUAUAUUUUAUGGAUCUUUUGCUCACUUGUACAACAUCCCAGCACUAUGUUUGUGUUUUUUAUGCAUACAGUUAUUCACCA
Messenger RNA from Capsicum annuum, 4875 nucleotides. Its product is annotated as pre-mRNA-splicing factor CWC22 homolog. Gene Ontology annotation, cellular component: catalytic step 2 spliceosome. Bases 292 to 4173 code for a protein of 1293 amino acids. Gene Ontology annotation, biological process: mRNA splicing, via spliceosome. The transcript is spliced from 7 exons. The record is from RefSeq and is a predicted model, not a curated record. NCBI's taxonomy places the organism in Eukaryota, Viridiplantae, Streptophyta, Magnoliopsida, Solanales, Solanaceae. Gene Ontology annotation, molecular function: RNA binding; protein binding.